AUGCUCAGUUUUGUGGAGCCCCACCAAGAGACGCCCGUGCAGCAAAGUUACCUUGACGGGUUCCGCGUGGAAGCGUGCCCCCUCUUCAAACAACACCAAUGCCAACAACACAGACCGUACACCUGUUUCAACUGGCAUUUCGCCAAUCAGAGAAGAAGAAAACCGACGAGAAGACCUGAUGGAUCGUUCAAUUAUUCCCCCGAUAUCUACUGCGACAAAUACGACGAGAACACCGGCAUUUGCGCCGAUGGUGAUGGAUGCCCCUACCUGCACCGUGUCAGCGGCGACGUCGAGCGAAAAUACCACCUACGCUACUACAAGACGGCCCAGUGCGUGCACCCAACAGAUGCCCGGGGCCAGUGCGUGAAAAAUGGGGCGCACUGCGCGUUUGCGCAUUCCCAACAAGACCUCCGUCAACCCCAACACGACACGAGCGAAACGGCGUACGCCGGCUGCCUCGGCGACACUGACGGCCGUGACCGUACUUCAUUCGUCAUCGAUGAUCCGUUGUGGCACCGCCAAGAACACGUGCUAUCCUGCUACAAAACCGAGCAGUGCCGAAAACCGGCCAGACUGUGCCGCCAGGGCUACGCGUGCCCCUUCUACCAUAACAGCAAAGAUAGACGGAGGCAACCGGCCGUGUUCAAGUAUCGCUCGACCCCGUGCCCGGCGGCGAAAACCGCCGACGAGUGGCUCGACCCGGAGCUGUGCGAGCAGGGCGACAAUUGCGGAUAUUGCCACACGAGAACCGAGCAGCAGUUCCACCCCGAGAUCUACAAGAGCACCAAAUGCAAUGAUAUGCUAGAGCACGGCUACUGCCCUCGAGCUGUCUUCUGCGCGUUUGCUCAUCACGACUCGGAGAUGCACGUUCAGAGGACCCCUCUACCGCCAUUCCAAGGAUUCCCCGGGCAACCGAAACAUCCACAUGACAACCCAAUCCAAGACUACGGCAUGACGAACGGCCAGGGAAGAGUUGAAGAGAAACUGGCUGAAGCCCAAAUCGCCGCCCAGACAUGGAAGAGCAACUGCGACUACUACAAGAUGAUGGCCGAGAAGGCGGCAUUCGAGAGGGAUCAACUGCUGCAACAAAUCGAACGCAUGCAAAUACAAGGAGGCCCGGUUGGCCAGAACGUCGACUUCAGCUCACCGCCACCGCCCACCAGCAGUUAUAACCUGUUUGGGAACCCAACCGACGACGUGUGGAAGCCGCUCCCAGUCCCCGAUUCUCCACCUCAGAAUCAA
This is a messenger RNA of Mesorhabditis spiculigera, 1242 nucleotides long. The record is from the annotation of a GenBank genome assembly. Lineage: Eukaryota; Metazoa; Nematoda; Chromadorea; Rhabditida; Rhabditidae.